AUGUCUUCCAAAGACGAAGGCUUGAAGUCGCGUUCUAGAGAGCCAUUAACUCAACAUGUUUCCUGUGUGGAGUUGGAACAUCCGCCUGCUGGUGGGCAGGCCUUCCAGUCAGGCAUGGCAUACACAGGGGAUCUGUCACAGCCACCCAGAAGAAUCUCGGACGAUGCUCGCGAAGGCAUUGCCAAGGAGCGUAGGAUGACCUUUCUUAGUGGUACUCGCAUGUAUCCGAGAGCCAUUUUAUGGUCUGCCCUGCUGUCCUUGACGAUAGUAAUGGAGGCAUACGACAAGAUGCUGGUAGGCGGCUUUCUUGCAUCCCCGGCGUUUCGAGAACGAUUUGGAACAUCUAUCAUCGUGAAGCCCGAUGGAACGACCACCCGCGACCUUACUGCAACGUGGCAGGCCGCUCUCAUCUCUUCAGCCUUCUCGACCGAAACCAUUGGAUUACUGUUGAAUGGGCUUCUGACAGAUCGAUAUGGCUACCGGAAGGUUAUGCUUGGUGCUUUGAUUUUUCUGAAUCUGUCGAUAUUCGUUGCUUUCUUUGCGACGAGCUUACCAAUGCUCCUCGCUUCGCAGCUUCUCUUUGGCUUGCCAUGGGGCAUAUUCCAAACAUUGUCUGCGACUUAUGCUGCUGAGGUUUUACCUGUCGCCCUGCGGACUUAUCUCCUUGCAAAUGUCAACAUGUGUUGGCUCAUCGGCCAGGUAAUCGGAAUGGGGACUAUUCAUGCCUGGAUCAAAAGCAACUCGGAGUGGGCGUACCGUGUCCCUUUCGCUAUACAAUGGGCUUGGAGCAUCCCACUCCUGGCUGUGCUUUGCCUUUGCCCUGAAGGUCCCUGGUGGCUAGUAAGGCAUGAUCGCGUUGAUGACGCUCGCCACUCACUCGAACGCCUGACACGGAAGAGCAGUAGUGAGCUCGAUGUCAACCAGGUCAUAUCUGUGAUGAAAUACACCGACAAUAUCGAGAAGCAAUUGAACCAGUCAGGCAACUCAUACCUAGACUGCUUCAAAGGCACCAACUUGAGGCGUACUGAAAUUGCUGGCAUGGUCUGGCUCACCCAAGCUUUCUGUGGGGGGACCCUGAUGGGCUAUGCUCCUUACUUUUACGAGCAAGCCGGAUUUCCUGUGGCAAAGUCCUUUUCACUCACCACUGGAAUGUUUGCACUGGGUAUCGUGGGCAACAUGAUAGCCUGGUUCUUACUCCGUUGGUUUGGACGCCGGACACUCUACUUGGUGGGUGAGCUCAGCCUGGUCUUGAUCCUUAUGGUUGGAGGCAUUGUCAGUGUGGUUCCGAUACAAGCCGAGGUUGCAUACUGGACCCUGGGCUCGUUCCUUUUGGCUUUCACACUCUGUUAUAAUCUCACCAUCGGCCCGGUGUGUUACGUCUUGGUGGCCGAAGUACCCUCAACUCGCCUACGGGUGAAAACCGUCGUACUAGCGAGAAUCGCCUUUAAUCUGGCCUCGAUAGUGAACAACCAGCUGAUCCCCAGAAUGCUGAACGGCGGAGCUUGGAAUCUCAAGGGCCGGGCUUGUUGGCCAUUGGCCGGAAUGGCGUUCUUGUGUUUCAUUUGGAUUUACUUUCGUCUCCCGGAGACAAAGGAUCUUACGUAUGUUGAGCUGGAUAUUCUGUUUGACAACAAAGCACCAACACCAAAAUUCAGGGAAGUAAAGGUGAACCUGGAGUCGCGCGGUUAUCUAAGUUUGAACAGGCAGGAACAGUCUGCUGGCAUAUGGCACGGGUGGUUGGGAUACUCGUAG
Messenger RNA from Exophiala bonariae, 1752 nucleotides. RefSeq lists its product as uncharacterized. Gene Ontology annotation, cellular component: membrane. The transcript is spliced from 2 exons. Bases 1 to 1752 code for a protein of 583 amino acids. Gene Ontology annotation, molecular function: carbohydrate:proton symporter activity. Gene Ontology annotation, biological process: carbohydrate transport; transmembrane transport. NCBI's taxonomy places the organism in Eukaryota, Fungi, Ascomycota, Eurotiomycetes, Chaetothyriales, Herpotrichiellaceae. The record is from RefSeq and is a predicted model, not a curated record.